Molecule: messenger RNA, 1467 nt
Organism: Exophiala mesophila
Lineage: Eukaryota; Fungi; Ascomycota; Eurotiomycetes; Chaetothyriales; Herpotrichiellaceae
Exons: 1
Coding region: 1-1467 (488 amino acids)
Molecular function (GO): 2-oxoglutarate-dependent dioxygenase activity
Source: RefSeq, a predicted model, not a curated record
AUGCCCGAACUCUCAGCGGCGUCAAUCCUGAUUCAACUCAUCGAGGACUAUCACUCUCUUAAUCCGGAAGGAAUCCGCAAGUGUCCAUACCCGACGUCACUGGAAUUCAGCAGACAAGUGUCUCGGGGGCGGCCGUGUGUGUAUAGAGUCAAACCUGAGGGUUCUCCAAAGUCGUCGAGUAGACAGGCCGCUCGUGCGCUGUACCUGGACUAUCUAAAAGGGCGAAGUGAGUCUGAAGAGGAGAGAGCAGAGAUCACUGCAUCACUGGCAUUCGCUUGGACAGCACAGUCGCUCAGCGCUAGAGUCACGGGGAAGGUCGACGUGGCUGUCACACCGGAUGGUAGAGCAGACUCGAUCUAUUCGAUCAGAAAAACUCACAGUGGCCGAUAUGAACAUCGAGGAGGGGAUGACCUAGGUGACGAGAAGAACGGCCGUGACCAUGGGAAUGGCCUUCGCAAUGAUAUUCUCACGUCACUAUCACCAAGAUCCAGACAUUCUGGGGACAAGUUCGAGCAAGUCUUUCUAGAACCGGCCUCGGUACAGAUGAAUCUGUCAACGCUGCUAUCGAAACUGACAAGCAUAACAACAUCGACGUCAUCGUGCUCUUCCACAAAUCCAGUCUACUACCUGCAGUCUCAGAACAGCAACCUAACAACAACGGCACUAUCGCCAUUAUAUGACGAAAUGCCAGAGACCAUUCCCUUUGCAAAACCGGUUCUCGGCGAGCCUGAUGCGGUCAAUCUAUGGGUUGGUGGUGAUCGAUCGAUCACGACGACACAUCGGGAUCCAUAUGAGAAUCUGUAUUUGGUGCUCCGUGGUAGCAAGACGUUCACGUUGUGGCCGCCGGUGGAGGAGAUGUGUUUGAGUGCGAAAAUGGUGACGACGGGGAAAUUUGUUCUACGGGGCGGUGGUGGAAAAGAUGGUAGUGGACAUGAUGUUGACGGUGACGGUGAUGAUACCAUGGUAGACAGUAAAGGGGAAAAUGAAGGCAGUGCAUUCUCAUUAUUUGAGCUUCAACUUGAUGAUGACAAUGAUGAUCAACAGAGAAAUGGUAGGGUUGGUGGUGCAGGUGGAAGCGACGAAGAAAAGCGGGACGAGGAUACAGAAGGAGCAUGUUCGUCUUCGCCUUCCCAGCACGGACGAAUCCCUUGGAUCCCAAUCGACCCGUCACUACCACGGUCGACACUCGAGCAGCUGUACCCGUAUUACCGGCAUGCUCGACCAGAGACAGUGACAGUGGAAGCAGGCGAGAUGCUGUAUCUGCCGGCUGGGUGGUUCCACCAUGUCCGACAGCAGUGUGGACAGUGGGAUGAUGGAUCUCGCGCCCCCUGUGUGGCUGUCAAUUAUUGGUUUGAUAUGGACUAUGAGGGUGAAAGAUAUGCUUUCCAUCAAUUGAUCACCAAAUUAGUGGACGAGGUGAGGAACAGUAGCUCCCAAGAUCUACGUCCUGGAGGGACUGAGUUGUGA